GCAACACCUCAAGCCUUGUCAUCGUAUUCUUCACACGUUUGAGGACUACUUGUGCCUUAAAAGCGUUAGAUUGAAGUCUAUUUCAACACCGCAUGCGCGGUGUCUUUGAAUGGACGAAAGGCAGCCAUAAGAAUGAUGUAUGCCACCCUUAACUCAGCCACGGCCGCCGCAAUGACUCCUUUUCUCGUCAAGUAUCUAAUCUGGACGUUUCUUCGCCUCUUCAUGCCUUAUAGUCAGUCAUUGCAUGCUAGGCCAGCAGCUUGGGGUUACUUCUGGCUAGAUCGUUAAAGUGGGAACCCAUCGAUAACCAUACAACAUGGACUCUCAGGCUGAGGCGUACGAUCUUCUCUUGCUUGUUGACGCAACAUACUCCAUGUCCAGUUACCUGGUAGCGUUGCAGAAUUCCCUCCCAAAAAUCAUUCAGAUCUCUCAGCUCACGAACUGUUUUGCACGCAUCGGUCUUCUCGUCUAUCGAGACUAUUCAGAGGCCAACCGAGAGAGAAACGGACUGCUAGAGUCGUCAGGAUGGCUUGACGAGACUGGUCACUCUGGCGAAGCCUCGAUUACUGCAGACGAAUUGCUGCAAAAGGCGCGUCGUCUUGAACCAAUUGGUGGAGGUGAUUACCCUGAAGCUACGAAGACGGGACUUGCCAAAGCGCACCAACUAAUGAGGGCGGAUGCAACCACAAUUUUGCUGCUAUAUACUGAUGCACCCCCACACAUCGUUGUAGAUGGAAAUGGAAAGGAUCAUGGAUCCAACCAGGUGCGAGAGCAACACAACUUAUUAGGAACUCGUCCGGCUUUUAUGUACACAAUCAAGGCUCCGGAAUUCGCGGAUUGGGUGUCAGCCGCAAACACCCUUCGCGGGGGUGACAAGAAGGCCCAUGUUUUCUCCUUUCUAGACUCAACUCUUGCAGCGUCCAGGUCGCAGUCUGGAUACUAUUCUUACCUCAGUUCCAUGACCCACGGGGCGUGUUUCAACCUGACCAAAUCAGACCCUUCGAGUAUCGCAGAGACCACAAUUGAUGUCCUUCUGAGCUGGAUGGGUGUCGAGAAGGCUGGCACUACCUCUGCUGCACUUCCUGCUGUUUUGAUUCGCUACGUAAAGGGGGCGACGAUAAAGGUCUUGAAAAACGAAACGGAUGAGACGGCGAAUGAUUACUUUUGGGCCACGGGUCCUUCGUAUGCGGCAGACUCGCGUAUCGAACGAAACAUUGCCCAAAUAGAUGUAACAUCGGAAGUCCUCAAGUCGUACAUGCCAAAGAAGCGCAUUUUGGUCAUGAACUUCGCGGAACGGUACAAGAAUGAUGAGCAAUAUCGUCUUGUUGCAACCGAACAGAUUGCGAAACUUAUUGAGAACGAUGUUGCGGCCAUCUCUCUCAAUCCUGUCUUUGGAAGCUUGUGGCGAGCCAUCUGCAACGACCGGCAAAACCCAAAGCGCGAUUACUUAUUGAACGCCUUCAGCUUGAACGUGGAGAAGGUCGUAGAUGAAAACGAAAGGUCUCGGAUGAAGGCCUGGCUCGAAGAGUCAUACGAUUUUGGCGCGGAAAUAGCAGAACUAGUCGAGAGCGUGCCUACCGACGAUCGUUUUCCUUGUGUUUUCCUGGACCCAACUCUCAAACACGAUUCGAGCGUCGGCGAAGAUGGAGGCACCAUAACGGACUUCAAGCGAGAUGAGUUGCUUGAGAUAGGUCGUUCCUGCGACUAUCGAAUCCUUCGACGCCUCGGAAAGGUUUUGACACAGCUGACAUACGUAAACAAAGGCGAAGAUCUCCCGACGCAUAUCCGGCUUGCAGAUAUUCCUUUGAUACCCUUGUGUUUAGGAAACGAGAAGCACGGGUACAAACUCUUUCGCAUUCUUCUUCACCUUAUUGUACCAGGUACAAUGCUCGCGGAACGCCCAGCGGCUGUCUUAGCCGCAUUGGCUAUCAAGAUGGGCAUGAAGCCACUAUAUGAUGCAGCGUCGAAGUUGAUGCUCUCUUGGAAAGAUAGAUGGAACAACGUUGAAAUUCCAGAAACGUGGAACACUAGCUGUCUUUCUCUAUUGACUGACGCUGAUGAUAUGUGGCGAGAAAGGUGUUCGAUCGACUUGUUGACAAGUACAGAUCGAGAACUUUUCCAGCAACUCAUCGCGUACAAGCUCGCUGAGGUCAAUCUGGAUACUACCCUGAUAGCCCGGGUUGGAUGGACACCAGAAAAGACUGCAAUGCCCAUUGGCCCAACUGUGAUCUGUCGUGGUUGCGAGUAUCCUCGAUCAGUCACCAUCAUGGCGGAGAAAUCUAGGAAUCUGUGCGGUAUAUGCGCGGCGAAUGACUAUGGUUCCGCUGAAAUGAAAGAGCGAUAUAUCCAUAGCCAUGUCACGAAAGAGGAUAAUUCUGCGACUUCUGCCAUAUGGGUCGAAUGCAGCUCUCGUCAAUGCCGCGCGCAGUACGUCCUAUAUAACCCGGACGAACUAAGGGUCCGUCCUAAAUGCUUCUAUUGUCGUCAGCAGAAAAAUUGCCCCUGGAUCGAAUGCACAACCUGUAUGAACCGGAUGGUCUGGCCGAUGGAGUUCAGGACUCGUGAAAUGCGAGAUGGCAAACCCAAGAGUUUCCAGUGCGUGGCCUGCUCUCAUGGACAGAAGACUAUUGUUGAUCAGGAAACUUCCGCUCAAGCCUUGAUCAAUGAAAAUGGCAGUCAAUGGCUCUUGCGAAAUGAAAAUAAUACUCUCCAAGCACCGUUCAACAAAAGGUCUCUAUUUUGGGUCAUAUCCACUGUCGGUCCGCAGAAUUUCCUGGACAACAUACGCGUUCUGCCGGGAUUAAAGCAAGGAACUGCUCUAACUAUCAAAGGCAAACAAAUUCAGAACGUUGCUGAUAUUCGAUCCCAGCUGCAGUCGUGGAUUGAUCGACGACAAGCUGAGUCUGUUGCGUGCAGUUUAUGCUUCUCUGAUUUCCACCGCAGCAAGCUGCGGCGGGCAUGCGGACGACGCGGAUGCAAUCAGGAGAUCUGCGAGGAUUGUUUGAAGUCCUGGUAUGGCGUUAAUGCCUCUGGCCACAUAAUUAACCCAGCGACUCUGAAUUGUCCAUUCUGCCGCCGAGCGCCAACAGCGAAGACCCUCGCGAAUCAUGGGAUGGGUAUACAUGCCGUAGGCAACCUUCGUAAGGCUGUUGAGGACCGAGGUACCUGGAUAUAUGCCUGGUGCUUGCGAUGCUCUGCUGCAAAACAGUACAUGGAAAGGUCUUGUGCGCGAGGUGCCCCUCAAGAGAUCGAUGAUUUUGUUUGCGAAGAAUGCGUUAAUGAGGAGUACGAGCGUCUUCGACUCGAAGAGGAAGCUGCAAGACGGGCACUAGAAGCAGCACGUCGUGAAGCAACUGUGGAAGCUGCGGCAGCGGAGCAACGCUUACGUGCUGCAGCUCGUAAUCUCGCUGUACGUGCGAGACCAGUCAAGCUAUGCCCGAGCUGUAAUAUUCCUUCGCAAAAGACCUCCGGUUGCGAUCAUCUGACUUGUGUGUGCGGAGCACAUUGGUGUUGGGCUUGUGGCAAGCAAUUUGACUUCAGAAAAAUCUACGAUCAUUUAAACAAUGUGCAUGGAGGAUACUAUACUGGUGGCGACUAUGGUCAUGACGAUGACGCUGAAGAUGAAUGGUAGACAAUUCUGAUUAAAAACCAUGCGAGAGUAUGCAAAUGUUGGCAAUCGGCUCUUUUCAAAUCGUAUGUUCUUCCACGGUCAGGAAAGCUCGAAUUGAAGAUUAUGCAGCCC
Messenger RNA from Verruconis gallopava, 3742 nucleotides. RefSeq lists its product as uncharacterized. Bases 317 to 3631 code for a protein of 1104 amino acids. The transcript has 2 exons. Lineage: Eukaryota; Fungi; Ascomycota; Dothideomycetes; Venturiales; Sympoventuriaceae. Gene Ontology annotation, molecular function: ubiquitin-protein transferase activity; ubiquitin binding. The record is from RefSeq and is a predicted model, not a curated record. Gene Ontology annotation, cellular component: ubiquitin ligase complex. Gene Ontology annotation, biological process: proteasome-mediated ubiquitin-dependent protein catabolic process; protein linear polyubiquitination.